AUGUCUUCCAACAAAGUCAUCUCCGACGCUUACACCCUCGAGUUUGUCAUGGAUAAACGCCAGAAAAUGCAACUAGCCUACCGCCCCGAAUUUGAUAAAUCAAUUCGGGGCGAGUGGUACAUGGCGGAAUAUUCUAUUCCAUUCGUUCGUUCCAUUGAUCGGACGACAUUCCUGUCCGUCUUCAAACAGGUUAUGAUUAUUGUCGAGGAGCCUUAUGAAAUGUGGGACAAUGGAAGUGGCAUCGUUAUCAAGACAGAUCGAAGCUUCCCUGAACCAGUGAAUAUAUCGGUCCUGUGGCAUGCUCUCUGGUCUGCUAUACCAUCCAAAUACUUUCCUCCCAUCCGUGAUUAUACUGGAAUGAGGCCGCCACAGGCUUUGGCACAUGUAAUACUCUUUGUCUUGGCUCGCGCUCGACCGUCUUUAGCUUCCUUCAAGAUCAUUCCUGUAAUUGGGCUUUGA
This is a messenger RNA of Guyanagaster necrorhizus, 459 nucleotides long. RefSeq lists its product as uncharacterized. The record is from RefSeq and is a predicted model, not a curated record. NCBI's taxonomy places the organism in Eukaryota, Fungi, Basidiomycota, Agaricomycetes, Agaricales, Physalacriaceae. The transcript has 3 exons. Bases 1 to 459 code for a protein of 152 amino acids.